Salvelinus namaycush (lake trout) is the source of this 700-nucleotide messenger RNA. RefSeq names its product mitochondrial dynamics protein MID49-like. Gene Ontology annotation, cellular component: mitochondrial outer membrane. Gene Ontology annotation, biological process: positive regulation of mitochondrial fission; mitochondrion organization. The transcript is spliced from 5 exons. The record is from RefSeq and is a predicted model, not a curated record. Bases 194 to 685 code for a protein of 163 amino acids. Lineage: Eukaryota; Metazoa; Chordata; Actinopteri; Salmoniformes; Salmonidae.
CCAUUGGUUGGUUGAUGCUAUGUUACUUCUGGACGUGUGUUCUUUCAUGGUGACAGAUUAUCAAAAAGGACAAGAUAUGGUCGACUAGUCGACUAAAUAACGGUGUUUUUAUUUUUAUUUUAACAAAUGGAUUGGAGUUAGAAUACAAUAUAGCAGCAGUUGUAGAUUGGUGUCUCUUGCGGGACAGGAAGCGAUGGACUUCCGGUGGGGGAGGAGCCGAGGUGAGGAGGGUAUCGCCGUGGUGAUAAACUUCCUGCUGGCUAAUGCCCGAUUGGUCCUGGGAGUGGGAGGGGCCGCGGUGCUGGGCAUCGCUACGUUGGCUGUCAAGAGGUUGAUAGAACGCGCAGGCCGAGCGGCGGAGGACGAGAAGGUGGAACAGAAGAUGUCAGAGAGCUGGGAGGAGCUUAGCUUAGUCUCCGCCUCCCCAAAGUCCAUAAGGAAGGGGCUGGAGAGUGUGGUCAUGAAACACGUCGCCAAGGCAACCAAGCCACAGAAAGCUGACCUGUGCCAGCCUCAGCAGCAGAAGUCCAGUCUGAUCGAGAAGCCUGUCAAAGCAGCAGAGUCCCAGAGACCCAAGAGCCUACAGCUGUCUCUCACCCUGCAGGACCGUCUGCAGCAGUAUUAUUCUACCAGAGCAGCUUUAGUCCCAGAGGUCGUCCACAGAGCUGAGAGUCUAGAUAUCUGACCUCUAACCUCUCUC